Messenger RNA from Penicillium subrubescens, 2016 nucleotides. RefSeq lists its product as uncharacterized. The record is from RefSeq and is a predicted model, not a curated record. NCBI's taxonomy places the organism in Eukaryota, Fungi, Ascomycota, Eurotiomycetes, Eurotiales, Aspergillaceae. Gene Ontology annotation, biological process: double-strand break repair via nonhomologous end joining. Gene Ontology annotation, molecular function: DNA binding; DNA-directed DNA polymerase activity. Bases 1 to 2016 code for a protein of 671 amino acids. Gene Ontology annotation, cellular component: nucleus. The transcript has a single exon.
AUGUCGAACCCCUUCUUCGGCAGUUCAUCUCCGAAUGAACCAGCUGAAGAAACCGCCAAAGAGAAGAUAUUUUCAGGACAGCCUGCAAUUUUCAUCCUUCCCACCCAUUUACCCAUGGAAAAGUUACAUGAAACUGAGAACAAAUUGGUUCGAUAUGGCGGUAUACUCACUUAUGAUAUUACGGAAGCCAGUAUCAUUCUGGGAAAAAUUGGCCAGAAGAAACGAGCCGCGCUAGAGCUGCGUUCUCGGGGAGUUUGGACGGAGGACAUACCCAUUCUGGGAUCUGCACCAUCUUCAACAACGUCGCGGCCGGAUCAGCAGCCUCCUGCAAAACGGAGGAAAACAGAUACUGCCGAAUCAGCUGCCAAUUCAAGCAUUGAGCUUGUCGAUCUUAGCACUGAAUCAGAAUCCGAAGAAGAUGGAGUGAGGAGUCGACAUGACCCUGCAAAACAUAUUGUGCAAUCAACGAAACAACCCGAGAAUACAGUGGUUCUUCUCAAAUUGGAAUGGCUAGAACAUUCAAUUGCUGCAGGAGAAGCACUACCUUGGGAUUCAUUCGUGGUUUAUAGAGGGCAAAAGACCGCUCGUCCUCCAUCAGCUACCCCUGCAAAGUCGCCUUCGCACAGAGUAACCAGUGCGAUUCUGCAGCGCGCCAAAGAAGAUGCGGCUUCGCAAACGAUACCAGAUCCAUCCAACCAUUUUUACGCUCGCCGAUCAAGAGAGCCCCCCGACGGCAUCGGCAGUCAGCGCCAGCCACCGACUCUAUACCGGCAGACAACCUCAGAGCACGAUGAGGUUCUUCCUCUACCACCUCAACCUGACUGGGUCCGCGAUCACGUCCUAUACGCAUGCAUGCGCUCAGCACCACUACACCCACCAAACGAAGAUUUCAUCUCUCAACUGCUGAAGAUCCGUCGAAUCCGGGAACUCACACUCGACGAAAUCGGAGUACGAGCGUACAGUACCUCGAUAGCGGCAAUCGCAGCCUAUCCAUAUGCCAUUCAACGACCAAGCGAGAUCCAGUCUUUACCAGGCUGCGAAGCAAAAAUCGCAAGUCUCUUCGCCGAAUUCCAGCAACAUGGCGGCUGUAACCAUACCGACGAUGACGGAAAUAUUGCUGCGGCUAACGCCUUGGAAACCGAUCCCGUCCUCCGUGUUCUGGACACGUUCAAUCGGAUUUGGGGAGUCGGAGCGAAAACCGCCAGGGAUUUCUACUAUCGCCGUGGUUGGCGGGAUCUUGAUGAUAUCGUUGAACAUGGGUGGAAUUCCUUAUCGCGUGUACAGCAGAUUGGCGUCAAGUUCUUCGAUGAGUUCCAGGAAGGGGUUUCGCGUCACGAGUCGGAGAUCAUUGCGGAAGUCAUACGCCGACACGCGAAUAAAAUCCGACCUGAAGCGGAUGGCAAGGUUCAGUGUAUCAUCGUCGGUGGCUACCGCCGAGGCAAGCAGCUCAGCGGCGACGUCGAUGUGAUUUUAACGCACCACGACGAGGAUGUCACUUAUAGUCUCAUUGUGGACCUCGUUGCUAGCCUCGAAGAGGAGCUUUACGUUACACAUACCCUCUCACUUCAUCUGACAUCUUCCCAUCGCGAACAACAAACCCUCCCCUUCCGCGGUGAUGAAACAGGCAAACACUUCGACACGCUUGACAAAGCCUUGGUCGUCUGGCAGGACCCAGACUUUGAUGCCGUCAAAUCCACAAACCCACAGGACUCUAGUAGUCGCAAGAAAAAUACUAACCCACACCGACGGGUCGAUAUUAUUAUCUCGCCGUGGCAUACGGUUGGGUGUGCUGUGCUGGGAUGGUCAGGUGACACCACCUUCCAGCGGGACUUGAGACGGUAUGUGAAGAAGGCUCAUUCAUGGAAAUUCGACUCUAGUGGUGUGCGCGAACGGACCACUGGAGGUCAAGUGCUGGAUUUGGAACACGGUGGAGAGACGUGGGAAGAGAGGGAAAGGCUGUUGAUGGAGCGGUUGGGGAUUGGAUGGAGACCUCCACAAGAAAGAUGCACUCGUUGA